AUGUCAAUACCACUUAUUCUCAUUAAGAAUUUGGUGAAACGAAAUCAGGGUGAUCAAAUCCACGUGACCAUUCACAACCGAGAAUUUAAAGAUUGGAUUGAACAACUUAUCGAGCAUGAAACCUAUUGUCUAUACAAUGGAGAGCCUAUGGUUAAUGACGGCACUUUUGAAGUCUGCCCAAACAAGUUGAAACUUGUAUUCAACGGAGGAACCAUUGUUUCUAAAAUGCAAAUACCCGCAAUACCGCUACACCAAUUCAAGUUUAAGGCUAUUGAUGAUUUUCUUAAUGGAAAAUUCACCACUGAUCUCUUAUAUGACGUUGUAGGUGUUCUACAAGAUGUUGUCAAAACACAAAUGGGUGGUGGUGGUAAGAAAUCUUGUGUCAAUAUUACUCUAGGUAAUGAAGCUGGCAAUGUUAUUCGGGUCGCAUUAUGGGAAGAUUACGCUAAACAAUUCAUGAGCUAUAACAACUCUAACAAUUUCCUGGUCCAACACUACUUAUUUAACACAUGCAUGGUGCUAGCAUCAACCCAAUUAUCAAUUACACUGUCUACUUCUCUCACUCAAGCAUCGCAAUCAUUUGUACAAUCUGGCAACAAGAACUGGACUAACCUGAACGAGAUCAAGAGUAUCGGUCAAAUUAGUGACACCAUAAAGGAUUGUUUUACCACAACCAUCGGCACAACCAAACGAUUUAAGUCCUCAAAGUUUGGAUGGUAUUUUGAGUCUUGCCCGAAUUGCAAGACAUCAAAUAAGUCACAUGGAAAUAAGUUCGAGUGUGUCUGCGGAGUUAAAGAUGUUAAGCUUGUUACAAAAUACAAAAUAGAAAUCGAAGUUGAGUUCGAUAAUCACGUUGGAUGCUUUGUGUUUGGGAUAAAGAUUGCUGGAGAGGACAACCCCACAAUAUAUCCAAUACACCUAGACAAGCUUCUGAAUAAAAAGCUAGCAUUUAGAAUCAAAUAUCAAUCUUUGUAUGGCCAAUUAUCUAUUGUCACAAUCCUUAAUGAGCCUUCUGUUUACUGA
This is a messenger RNA of Lathyrus oleraceus (garden pea), 1023 nucleotides long. RefSeq lists its product as uncharacterized. The transcript has 7 exons. NCBI's taxonomy places the organism in Eukaryota, Viridiplantae, Streptophyta, Magnoliopsida, Fabales, Fabaceae. The coding region runs from base 1 to 1023 and encodes 340 amino acids. The record is from RefSeq and is a predicted model, not a curated record.